Molecule: messenger RNA, 1046 nt
Organism: Arabidopsis arenosa
Lineage: Eukaryota; Viridiplantae; Streptophyta; Magnoliopsida; Brassicales; Brassicaceae
Source: the annotation of a GenBank genome assembly
GUGUCGUUAUCCAGAAGCAGUUUCCGACGAUCUGUUUGAGCUUUUUUGGAUGGAGGAAGGAACUUCGGGUUCACGGAGAACACGGUCUCAAGUUGCUCCGGAUUGGGCUGUCAAAGACUGUCUAAUUCUCGUGAAUGAGAUCGCUGCGGUCGAAGCGGAUUGUUCGAAUGCUUUAUCUAGCUUCCAGAAAUGGACAAUGAUCUCGGAGAACUGUAACGCUUUGGAUGUACGCAGAAAUCUAAACCAAUGCAGGAGGAAAUGGGAUUCAUUGGUGUCUGAUUACAAUCAGAUCAAGCAGUGGGAGUCCCAGUACCGAGGCAGUGGUCGUUCCUAUUGGUCCCUGAGUAGUGACAAGAGGAAGUUACUGAAUCUCCCGGGGAAUAUCGAUAUCGAGCUUUUUGAAGCUAUCAGUGCGGUUGUGAUGAUCCAAGAUGACAAAGCUGGGACUGAAUCUGAUAGUGACCCGGAAGCGCAAGACGUUGUUGAUAUCUCUGCUGAAUUAGCUUUUGUAGGAUCAAAAAGAUCAAGACAGCGAACAAUUGUCAUGAAGGAGAACCCGCCACAGAAGACAAAGAAAGAAGAACCACGGACAAGCCGAGUUCAAGUAAACACUCGAGAGAAACCUAUAACUGCAAAAGCAACCCAUCAGAACAAAACCAUGGAAGAGAAGAGGCCGAUGGAAGAAAUCUCUACGGAUGAAGAAGAAGAAGAAGAAGAAGAAGAAGAGGAAACAAUGAACAUAGAAGAGGAGGUAGAAGUGAUGGAAGCGAAGCUAAGUUAUAAAAUUGACUUGAUACAUGCGAUAGUCGGGAGAAAUCUAGCAAAAGAUAAUGAAACAAGGGAUGGUAUUAGUACGGACGACAAGUUGAAGUUCGUGAGACAGCAAGGAGACGAGCUCAUCGGUUGUCUGAGUGAAAUUGUUAGUACCCUUACUAGGCUUCGUGAAGUUCCACAAUAAAUCGAGUGAUUUACAAGGUGAAUAACUUUCAGCUGUAAAUGUUUAGCCAUUUACUUCUUUGGAAUCGUAAUAUAAUAGACUUGUAGUG